Molecule: messenger RNA, 3220 nt
Organism: Ceratina calcarata
Lineage: Eukaryota; Metazoa; Arthropoda; Insecta; Hymenoptera; Apidae
Gene: spz5
Product: spatzle 5 Toll-1 receptor
Exons: 7
Coding region: 721-1764 (347 amino acids)
Biological process (GO): central nervous system formation; innate immune response
Cellular component (GO): extracellular region
Molecular function (GO): Toll binding; growth factor activity
Source: RefSeq, a predicted model, not a curated record
GGAUACGGACGUGAGUAUCCGUAAGUUCACCGAGUUACCCACGUUGCUAGGUAAGAACGACGCGCGUAAAAUCGCACGGGACAAACCCCAACGGAAUCUGGACCCAACGUCGCGCACUGCAUACAAGUAUACAUAUAGCCAAGUGACAGUGGCUGGUGACUAUAAAGUAUCGACGGUUGCACUCGUUCUCCACGGAUCGGCCGCAUCCGUCACAAAGUGGUGCUCGCAAUCGACCUUGCCUUUAAAUCAGAUCGUCAUUCUCUGACCAUCGAUUUUACUUAAAUUGAAUUCCACUGGAUUUCGGAUCGAUGAACAGUCGCGACUCGCUGCGAUCACGGUUCGGUAAUUUAUAAUUCGUGCGCGACCAAUUUGACCCGUGAUUCAUUCAGGCAAAGUUCGUGAGUUGAAAAAUUGUUUCACCCUCGGGUGUCAAUCGCUCGCGCGUCGAGGCAUAGAUCUUCGUAGUCGACAAUACCUGUCAACUCUCGCGCCACGCAUGAAUCGAUGAUUGCGCAUCGGCGUUUCCGCGAUCCGUCUAGCUUGCGAAGCGCAUCUGCGGAUACCGGCACGUGCCUCAACGCAUAGAUAAUUCCACAUUGUGUCACAGUAAUCCUGUAACGCGUUACGAUAAUUAUGUGAUUUGUAUAUUCCUAAAAUAACACCCCUUGCGGUGUGACAGAGACUAAAGGAAGAUAGUGUUCUUAAACUGAGUUUAUUACGAUGAUGGACGUCUGGUGUAUGACCGUAUCGAAAAUGACAUUAUUAUUCACUGCGCUAUUAAUUACGUCUUUGGUGAAUGCUCAUAGCGAGCCUUGCCUCGAGUACGGAUGUCCAGGGCGGCCGCAGUACGAACCUUUUGUACCUGCACCUCCGGGGCAUACACCAAAUUGCGCAAAGCCAGGACAAACAUUUUGUGAAAGUCUCGAUCAUUAUCCACGACAGUUGAUUAAGUUUCUCGUGGACAAAUGUAACUUCAAUUUUAAUUCCGUGCUCAGGGAUGAAUCGAGGGACAAUUUCAAUGUAUACAGGUCGAUCCCGAAUUACUCUGAGGGAUAUGAUUAUCCUCCGGCGCAAGGCGAGGGCCAGUUUCACUCGUUACCGUUUCUACCGCCGCCGGCUCAGUAUCCCGUUCAAGGCCAGCCGGCACUCAUUUACGGGACUCUGCCCAACGACACUCAACAGAAUGGUUAUACAUACACGACACCGACCCAGAGGAAUCCGUUUUUGGGUGAUGGGACGACGCCCAUCAAAUACCAUUCUACGGAGCAACGGGUCGCACCGGAUCGUCCUUUCUACCCUCAACCGCAGACGUUGCACUCGUUUCAACAGGGUCACGAUUGGUGGGGAAACAGACCCUCACGGAAUGACAGAGUCGCACCGCGUUCUCUAUUUGAAAAUCCCUUAUUGAAAUACAGCAAACUGAGUAAGGAACGUAAGAAGAGGCAGUCCGAUACAAUACCUCUUUGUCCAACGGAGUCGCAGUACAUCACGCCAAGGGCAGCUCUGAACAAUCAAGGAAAUUGGAUGUACGUGGUGAACCUUUCGGAUCAGAAUCAGAAGUACUCGCAAGUAGUGAAGAGCGAAAGGUGCACAACCGACGUUUGCAAUGGUAUCUGUUCCGUUCCUGCGGGAUACACCAGCAGAUGUCAGCAGCAAUACGUGCAAAAGCGAUUGGUAGCGUUAGAAGGAAGCGGAAACCAGCUGUACACCGACGUGUUUUGGUUCCCUCACGGUUGUUCUUGUCAGAUCAUGGGAAAUUUUUGAAAAACUGAACUAAAUGAAAUCGGAAAGGAGAAUUGUUUAUAGACAAACUUGAAUCCAGUUCGUCUAUUAAUGAAUGAUGCAGUAUUACGGAAUCCUCACAGUUAAUUUCGUGGGUGGAUUCCCGGAAUGGGGACCGGAAGUAGUAUAAUGGCCAUGGCAUGGCAUUUAGUUCGGGGGAUGUAGAGUCCUACGAAACGCAUGAUUCAUUCGAAUGUGAAUAAGGAACGUAAUUGACAGAGAACCUAAAGAACACCGAUGAAGCUUCGCUAUGAUUACAGAGAAAGGUAAAUUCUCAGAAAUUCCUCAAACAUCUUUACUCGUACUUAAUUAGUCUUAUUUUAUAACUUCGUUCAAAACAGUUGACGCAGUUAAUUUACUAAAACUUACAUAGUCUGAAUAUUUAAAAAACAUACAAGUCUUCUCUAUACGAUGUAGGUAAACGAAUCCAAAUUAAUCGCUGUUCCCUUAUAGUAUUCUAAUCAUGAUUUGAGUAGCAAUAAAUUUUAAUAAUACAUACUAGAAGCUAAAAGAACUAUUAAAAAUAUAAAAAGGAAGUUCUUAUAGUAACAUACAUUAUUUUAUUUCUACGAUGGCUGUCACGACUAUUUUCAAAUCUUGAGUUCUUCAAAGCCUUCUUUAUUCGUCGUCGAAACGUGAUUUUUUUACUGGAUAUGAAUCACCUUCGCUCUGCUUGUAAACGAAGUGAAAUUCGAUCCAAAUUUUCAUGUUGCUUGUGACGAACGCAGCUGAGCACGCGGGUAUUACGCGAAAAAUGAUUCAUGACCGAUUGUAAUUGUUUAGCAAGAACGGAGUAUGAUACAAGUUAAGUUAUCGUGAAUCGCUACGACUUUGGGGCGAUAUAAUAAAAGUAUCUCGACGUGCGUCGUGAUAAAAAGGACCGAAAGGAGGAGGACGUAGAGUAGGCGUGCGAAGGGAUGUCAGGGGGUUGGAACCUUGCGGGGAAUGGGAAAUAACUGCCAGGAGGUCAGACACGCGCAGGAUGUGCGGAAUUUUCUCGCCGCGGGGCCACGCACACCCUUCCCGUCCUUUACGCGACUUUUUUUUACGACCGUUCGACUUUUCAACUCUCCCUGAUUCCACAGUUUUCCGUUUGUUCGAUCUGCGUAGCUUGAUUGAAAUCUCUGACUCGAGCAAACUAGCUCCAUCACUGACUAGGCUUGCGGAAAAAAAAUAUUACGAGUAAGGGAAAUUGGACGUUCCUGAUGGGAAUUGUAAAGAACAUGAAUGUUUUUUCGUUAGAAAAUAUUUAUUUUAAAAUACCUCCCAAAUCACAAAUUUCUCACUAUACUAUAACUAGCUAACUAUACUCUCUCUAACUCACAUAUAGUAUAGACAAAAUUAAUUUUCACUACCAAAGUUGGAGACUUGUAUGAAUCGUCCAUAGUGGAUUCUUCCCUCAAAGCUUUACAAAAUAAAAACGCCAUGUUUUUUGAUA